CAAACACAAAAACAUCUUGAACAUCGUGAAGAAUCAGGGGAAGAUGUAUUUGUUAGUGACUCCAUAGCUGACAUAAAACAUCUGUCACCUGAAUCAUGUAGCUACACAUGCAGUAAGUACUCCCAUGAAGAGAUGCUGCAUAGCCUACAUGACAUGCAAAAUAAAUCCCAGUUUUAGAAACAAGUGUUUAAAAUCCCUCUAAUUGCUUUUGCAGCAAUCGUAGCUAAUUUUGCAGUUACUUGAAAAGCUUUUAUUUUGAAAAACCAUGACAUGGCGGAAGUAAACAAUAAUCACGUUACAACCCGGAAGGAUUGCCUUUCUGUGAUUAACGUUUGAAUAGACAAGAAUGACCAAUUUAUCCUGUGAAGAAACCAUUAAACGCGAUGCUGCUAACAUCGUUCGGCCUCUGAAAGUCAUAUUUGUGUCUUAAUCUUUGGUGUUGGGGGCAGAGGCGGUCGAGUGUGAGCAGCAACGCCCUGAUGCCAGCCUCCCCGUCGGAGAAAAAUAAGCUCGCUGUGUUUACAACUCGGUGGAGAGAGGCUGUUUCCCCGCAGUGUGUCGUUAGCUAAUCGUGCGGCUGCUGUGAGUGUUUUAUAGGCGAAGAAAAAACAUGGCUGAACUGCAUGUUGUGGAACCGAGCGGUACUGGCACCAUAGAACAGCCCGAGCACCGUGAUGUGCGCGGCUCCGUGCGCCUGGCUUCGCCCACUCUCAUGGUUCCUCCGCGGAGCAGCCAGCUUAGUCCCGGCGGGGUGUCGAGCGGCGGCAGCGGAGGAGGAGGAAGGUCGGUGUUCGGGUUCCCGGUGAAGAGCAACCCCAGCUCCCCGUCCGAACCGGUGGACAAGCCGGGCUCACGCUGGGUCCGGCUUAACGUCGGUGGGACCUACUUCAUCACGACCAAACAGACACUGUGCAGGGACCCCAAAUCCUUCCUGUUCCGACUGUGUCAAGAAGACCCAGACCUGGACUCUGACAAAGACGAGACGGGAGCCUACCUGAUCGACAGGGACCCCACAUACUUCGGCCCCAUCCUGAAUUACCUUCGGCACGGAAAACUGAUCAUGGAUAAAAAUCUGGCCGAGGAAGGGGUUCUCGAGGAAGCCGAGUUCUACAACAUCGCGUCACUGGUGCGGCUGGUGAAAGAGAGGAUACGGGACAACGAGAACCGGACGUCUCAGGGCCCUGUGAAGCAUGUGUAUCGAGUACUACAGUGCCAAGAGGAGGAACUCACACAGAUGGUCUCGACCAUGUCGGACGGUUGGAAGUUCGAGCAGCUUAUAAGUAUCGGCUCCUCAUAUAACUAUGGCAACGAGGAUCAGGCAGAGUUUCUAUGUGUAGUUUCCCGGGAACUCAACAACUCCACCAAUGGCAUCGUCAUCGAGCCCACCGAGAAGGCCAAGAUCCUUCAGGAGCGAGGCUCACGGAUGUGAAGAGACCCAGCUCCUCAGCUAAAUAUCAUUUUAUCAACAAAAACAAAACAACAACAUGAAC
Seriola dumerili (greater amberjack) is the source of this 1490-nucleotide messenger RNA. RefSeq names its product potassium channel tetramerization domain containing 2 (gene kctd2). Gene Ontology annotation, molecular function: cullin family protein binding. The record is from RefSeq and is a predicted model, not a curated record. Gene Ontology annotation, cellular component: Cul3-RING ubiquitin ligase complex; cytoplasm. Bases 611 to 1429 code for a protein of 272 amino acids. NCBI's taxonomy places the organism in Eukaryota, Metazoa, Chordata, Actinopteri, Carangiformes, Carangidae. Gene Ontology annotation, biological process: proteasome-mediated ubiquitin-dependent protein catabolic process; protein homooligomerization. The transcript is spliced from 6 exons.